Molecule: messenger RNA, 3201 nt
Organism: Seriola aureovittata
Lineage: Eukaryota; Metazoa; Chordata; Actinopteri; Carangiformes; Carangidae
Gene: adra1d
Product: adrenoceptor alpha 1D
Exons: 2
Coding region: 771-2282 (503 amino acids)
Biological process (GO): adenylate cyclase-activating adrenergic receptor signaling pathway; phospholipase C-activating G protein-coupled receptor signaling pathway; positive regulation of cytosolic calcium ion concentration
Cellular component (GO): membrane
Molecular function (GO): alpha1-adrenergic receptor activity
Source: RefSeq, a predicted model, not a curated record
UCAGAUGAGCUGACAGAAGUUACUUUGUCUUAUCUUUGUGGUAGAGGGGAGAGGUCGUCUCAGGGUUGAGGGUUUCUCUUUUGUCCUUUUACUUCUCUUUUUUUUUAAUCUAUACUUUAUUUUCACAUGUAGGCAUUGUAAGACUGUAAGACACGCAUACACAUAGAGAACAUUUAACACCUUUUUAUGAAAACAAGUCAGAUUAAGAUAUGAAAAGUGGCGGCACUUUCAAUUAGUGUGUCACAUAGAAUUCGUAUCCAGAUUUUAAGAGACGCUCUCUUGUGGAGACUUUGAACGCAACAGUAAAUAUGUGACGUGUGGGUGGAGCUGUAGGUUCAGACCUGCUGUACCAGCUCUGACUGUGAUCAGGGAGUUGUUACAAAGGAUGCCACCAGUGGAAAACCAUCGCAUGGAAGAAAUGCGCUGAAAUGGACCUAAACAUAUUUGAUUUUUUUCUUUAUUAUUGCAUCUAACAUUGCUUUUACUUCCUCUAGAUUCUAAUCCGCAAUUGAUUUUUGAGUGAGCUGAAUACUUGUUUUUGAAGAUAUCACUUUCCUUAUCAUGCAUGCAUAUGCCUGAAGAUAAAUGGACUUUUCUUUUUUUCUUUUUUUUUUUUUUUUUUACAUCCUUCGCUCGGGCUGUGGCAAAUUUUGCCUGCGAGGACAAGCGUUUAAUUGUCUUGCUGGAAACAGACACUGAAAUGAGACUGAAGACAGUGCCCUGCUUUCUUUAGUAAACUUACCUUAAAGUUCUCUUUAUGGCGUUUCAAAAUGUCAGACUCUAACUUGAGGAACGAAAGCAACUAUGGGAUCUAUUUUACUGACGCUUUCAAUGGAUCUGUUUUGGAGCGAACGUUUCCAAACGACAGCAUCUCGACAUGUAGGAACUUCACACUGGACUCGCAGGUUGUCGGGGUUGGGAUCUUUCUCUCCGUUUUUAUUUUGGUUGCAAUUGUUGGGAACAUUCUGGUCAUCCUCUCGGUGGUGUGCAAUAAACAUUUGCAGACUGUCACAAACUUCUUCAUUGUUAACUUAGCCAUGGCAGACCUGCUGCUGAGCAUUAUUGUGCUGCCUUUCUCUGCAUCUUUAGAGGUUCUGGGAUGCUGGGUGUUUGGCCGAGUUUUCUGCAACAUCUGGGCAGCGGUGGAUGUGCUCUGCUGCACCGCAUCCAUCCUCAGCCUCUGCAUCAUCUCCAUAGACCGGUACAUAGGGGUAAAAUACUGCCUCAAAUACCCGAGCAUAAUGACAGAGAGGAAGGCGGUAGCUAUUUUAGUUGUAGUGUGGGUCUCAUCCACGGUCAUCUCUGUCGGACCGCUCCUGGGAUGGAAGGAACCGCCGCCUGUUGACGACAGCAUCUGCAAGAUCACGGAGGAGCCGGGCUACGCGCUCUUCUCCUCUCUCUUCUCAUUCUACCUCCCGCUCAUGGUCAUCCUCUUCAUGUAUUUUAGGGUGUAUGUGGUGGCCCGCAGGACUACUAAGAGCCUGGAAGCGGGCGUCAAGCGAGAGAGAAACAAGUCGAUAGAAGUGGUCCUGCGGAUACACUGUCGCAGCGUGCUGGAGGAAGCGCGUCCGGCCAGCAGUUCAAAGAGCAACAAAAACCACCCGUUCAGAAGUUCGCUCUCGGUGCGGCUGAUGAAGUUCUCCAGGGAGAAAAAGGCGGCUAAAACCCUCGCGAUCGUUGUGGGGAUGUUUAUCCUCUGCUGGCUGCCCUUUUUCUUCUUUCUGCCAAUGGGUUCCUUCUUCCCGGCACUGAAGCCAUCUGACACUGUGUUCAAGGUAGUCUUUUGGCUGGGCUACUUCAACAGCUGCAUCAACCCCAUGAUCUACCCGUGCUCCAGCAAAGAGUUCCAGAGGGCUUUCACUCGGCUCCUCAGGUGCCAGUGUCACCAAAGACAGAGGGUCCUUCGCCGCUUCUAUGACCAGAGGUGGCGGACAGCUGUCAAAGGAAAGACAAGGGAUCAGAGAGCAGAUUAUAAGCCUGGCUACACUGUACAUGAAUCCUGUGGCAGCUCAUUGUUACACAAGGGGAAAGGGCACUCGCUAGGUUUCAAAGGAUGGAGUCUGUUUCCACCCCUGCAAAAGUCUUCUGUCCAGCUCAAAAAGAAAGUGAACAAUCUGUCAAAUAAAAUUAAAGGAGGGACAGGAAAAGGUACCACACCUGCAGUGGGCCGGAUUGAUAUAGUAGACACAGUCUCCAUGGGGAUUUACAACUCCUGUGAGCAGAACAGUUAUCAGUUCUAUGAUCUGGCAGACUGCUAUGGCCUGAAAGAGACUGACAUUUAGAGGGUCAUCACAGAAUCUUUUAUUUAUUUACAAAGGGCCAUAUUGGACCAACAUGCAAGAAAGACUAAGAUAGGGCAUAAUUUUGUGUUCACAGAUUAUCUGAGAAUCAAAGCUUAAGUGAAGCUAUGGACUGAGAAUGAUGGCUUGACCCCAGCACAAACAAGACUAAAAUUUUAUCUCAAUCCCUCAUGACCAUCAUGUUUAUUUAGAUGAAAAUUCUCAUGAACUGCUUAAAGGACCCAAAGUAGCCAACUCCUUGGACUUUAUUUUCAUUGACAUUACACAGCUCACAGCUGACAGGUGUAUGCACUUUUGGUAAGACUUUAACAUAAACCAGUGUCAUUAUUACUGUCUCCAUGUCUUUAAGUAUUAGCCAGCUGAUACUGUGUGAUGACUCCCAUUGAAUGGUGACUGCUUUGUUUGAUGUUCAGCUGAUUUGAAACAAAAAAAGAACAAAAAAAAAACCAAAAAAAAAAAACCACUAUUACAAAAUGUAACUUUUAAGCUCGAACAGAGCAAAGUUAGAGUCAUAAGUGCAAUUUUUAAUGUUGAAUGAAUUACAGUAUUUCAUGUGCCAUUUUUCUGUUUUGACAAAGCAUUGUAAAGAUAAGAGGCCAGCUGAAAACAGAGAUGCUGCACAGUAUUUAUUUUAAAAGUUGGAUUUAUAAGUUCACUUGGCAUUGAUAUGCACACUUGUUUGCAUAAACAACCAUUAUCUCAGUGCCAUGAGAUAACUUUAUGAAUUGGCGCUAUAUAAAUAAAAUUGAAUUGACUUGUGUCGACAUGAGUUUACUUGGCCCACCUAACUGUAAUUUGCUCUGCCAAGUGAGUGCUAAUGUGAAAUAAAUAUGCUUUUUUUUGUAUUUUUUGAUUUUAUGUUAAUGUCAAAUGAAAAGUAAAAUAAAAAGGAGGGGAACAA